Messenger RNA from Leptosia nina, 1017 nucleotides. The record is from the annotation of a GenBank genome assembly. Lineage: Eukaryota; Metazoa; Arthropoda; Insecta; Lepidoptera; Pieridae.
AUGACAUCCCCCCUAGAAAAACCGGCAAACUUUUCGGAUUUACUUCAUCCAGCUGAACGUAUUUCAAUUCACACACUCACACCUGAUACAUACAACCAAAUCAAUCACUCCGGGUUUCACCACAUUUACACAGACGGUAGUAAACACGAGAACGGCUCUACGGGCGCUUCUUUUGUGGCAUACCGCCCCCUCGAACGUACACACAAACACGUACACACAAAACUCGUCAAACUUCACCACACCAGCUCUGUAUUUCAAGCAGAGCUUGUCGCUAUCAAACACGCAUGCACAUAUAUACAAAACAAAAACAUCACCCACGCUAUUAUCCACACAGACUCACUCUCCUCAAUCUCUGCCCUCAAACAGAGCAACAAUACACACCCCAUCGUGACAGACAUACACAAAACACUUCACCAAAUCCAGUACACUCACACCCACAACAAUAUACUCUUCAGCUGGGUGAAGGGGCACUCGGGUGUAGAAGGGAAUGAAGCAGCAGAUAAAGCCGCUAAUAAGGCUGCAAAGGCUCAUAAAGCACCAGACUUCAUUUCUUGCCCCAUAUCUUACAUCAAGAAAAAGAUCAAAAACGAAACAUCAGUAACUUCCCAAACCAGAUAUUCCAAUGAAAAUAAAGGGGUCCACACCAAAAAUAUAUUUCCUCUUCUCUCAGAUAUAGAUAACUUCUUUAAAGCCAUUCCCGUUUCGUUUCAAAUGACGCAAUUUCUAACAGCCCACUCUUAUGCAAAACAUUAUUUACACCGUUUUCACAUUUCCGAUGACCCUCUCUGUCCUUGCGAUAAUAACUCCAAUCAAACCCUCGACCAUCUCACAAGACAAUGCCCCCGUUUCACCCUCGCCCGACACGUCCAUGAAGAGCUUUGCCGGUACGCGGACACCGAGCCUUACGGUAUACCCCAAAUAAUAAAAAAGAAUGUUACCUCUAAAUCAUUUGAAAAUUUCGUGAAACACAUUAUAAACAAUUUAAAAAACUUUAAUCAAAAUACCCGCGAUAAUUAA